Messenger RNA from Seminavis robusta, 1086 nucleotides. The record is from the annotation of a GenBank genome assembly. NCBI's taxonomy places the organism in Eukaryota, Bacillariophyta, Bacillariophyceae, Naviculales, Naviculaceae.
AUGAAGUACUCAAGUCCAUUUUUCCUUUUGCUUGCAGCGGGGAGUACGGCAUCCAGCGUUUGGGCCUUUGUUCCAAGUGAUGCCCAGAGAUAUGCGAAAUCGCGUGCUUUUGCCAGCGUCCCGCUCAAUGCUAUUGGCGCCCUUGCCAAGAAAGCAAAACAGGCAGAUUUGAGGAAAUACGUGGAAGGAGGAAUCGAAGAUAGUGUGAUGGAAAAGUACAAUGUGCUGAAAGAAGCACUUGAAAAGGAUACAAUUGAUUUAAAUCUGAGCACCCCUGGGCCGCUGCAACAAGCCCUGACAAAGAGAAAAGGCACCAUCACCAUUAUUGCGGAGUUUCGAAGAAAGAACGAUGCCAUAGAGGCUGGGUAUAUUGCAGAUAUCUAUGACCCCGAGAUGCUUUCUCCAGCUUUUCGCGAAUACGGGGCGUCUGCAGUUGCCGUCAUGGCAGACGAGAGAAUGGGUGGAUGCACCUACAAAGAUUUGGCAGAUUUUGUAGAGGAACAGAGGCGAGCCAAGAAUGAAGUUCCCGGUCCCAUUGCUGUAAUCAACAAUGAUCUCAUUAUUGACGAGCUACAGAUUGCUCGAUCCGCUGCAAUGGGCGUGACUGGAUGUGUCCUCACGCUGGAUGUGCUGGGCGAUCAACUCGAGACUCUUCUCAAAGCUACGAAAGCGGUGGAUAUGGAACCAAUAGUCGCUGUUUCCAACAAAGAAGAAGCUCAGCAGGCAAUCGACCUUGGCGCCAGAAUCAUCUUAAUUGUUUGCUUGGAGGAUGUCGAGGCAAAAGCUGAAAUCAUCACUGAUCUCAGUAUUCCUGACGGACAGCAGGUCUGUAUGCUUGCCAACAUACUGACGAGGAAGAACCAGCAGCUGCAAGAAAUUGAAGAUGCUUGGUUCUUGAGAGAUAAAGGAUUCAAUUCAGUUUGGGUUGGAGACGCACUCUACAAAGCUGGACAAGAUGCCAAUGAGCACCCCGGUGCUGUCAUCAAGGCGAUGCGUUCCAAGAGUUCACUCAAGUGGGCUUCUCCAAAGGCUAGGACUGGUAAGGGAGAAGGAGCAAGAGAGUAUCUUGGCGACAUUAUGAUGUAA